AUGGAGAUGCGAAUGCGAACGGGAAAGGGACGGAGCUGGAUGCGGAAGUGGAAGGGGCUAAGACCGCCGCCCCGCCCCGAGUCCCGGCGCCAUUUCCUGUUUUCGUGUCGCGGCGCGGACUCGGCUUCGCGCGGGGCCAUGGUGGCGGCGGCGGGAGCGGCCGGGACGUGCGGGAAGCUGGAGGCGCAGUUUGUGUUCAAGAACAAGAACAUGGCUUCUCCUAAAGUCUACGUCCUGCAGCCUUGGAUCACCAACCUCUUGUUGAAUUAUGAUCAGCUCGAUGCCAGUAAGAAUCUCCUGGCUGGGCAGGUCCUGCAGGUCUUGAGUGACUCAACUGUGCCAGGCCAACCUGAGGUCCUUCAAGAUGCUGUCCUACAGUUCUCAGAUGGGUCCUACUAUAUCCAUGUGGUCAUUACAUCCAAAGCUCUGUGGUCAGAGGAAAACACCCACAUGCAGCUCAGACUUUCCAGCCUUAUUUGCAGAAUUAUUGUCUUGCAGAAGUACACGGUGUGUUUCCAGGAGGAAGCCAGGCUGGAGGACUGUGAGUUCUACCUCAGGGCCCAGCAGUUCAUCGUGCUGCCCACGGAGAGGCAGAGGUUGGAGUCAUCUGAUGGGAACAAGGAGCCCUCUGUGAUGCAGAAGAUAAAGGAGGUCUGGCUGAGGAGUCUCACUCUGAAGAAUGCCCCCAGCUCAGAGCCAUCCAUCUCUCAGCUGAUCGAUGCCAUAGGACAAAGCCAGCUGGAGGUUUUGAAGGAAAAUUCUGAGGAAUGCUUGGAUUUAUGGAUGCCCAAAGUGAUGCCAGUGAUGGUGAAAGACGAGGUUCCUGUCACCCAGUGGGAGGCAGAGCGCAAGGAAGAGCAGGAUGAGGACACCUUCAUGGUGCUGGCCAACAUCCUGGUGGUCCCUCCAGAGGAGGAGGCAGUUGCUUGUGAUGCUUCAAAGGCAGAAACAAGCGAAGCAACUCCCGGGGAGAGUAGUGAUGGCAGGACAGGGCCGGGCAACUUGAGUGUCAUAUCCCAACCCAGCUCUGCCAAGUCAACGGCCUUGUCAGAGAGCUCGGAGGGAUCCAUGGACAACCCCUGGAACAGACUCCCCCCAAUAUCUUUGACCCUUAGCUGUUCAGAUGAGAAGAUCCUUCAACAAGACCCUCCAUCGAAGACCAAGCAAGAUGUGGCUGCUGACAGCAACACCCAGGACUCGCUGGAACUGUGUAGCCAGGACUCUUCUGAGGGCUUGCCACCAGGAGAGCCGGUGCAGACCUCCUCUCCUUCCCUGCUCUGCAACUAUGGCAAUACCAAUCUGGUGGAGACCAGCACCAUGCAGGCACCAUCAGCCAUGGAGGCAGCUUGUGGUGCUCCCAGCACUGCCCAAGGCCUGCAGGUUUCAGGGGGCUCUCAGGCCACCCCAACAUCUCUUCCUCUGGCUUCUCCCAUCUUGCCCAGCAGCCGGUUGCAAGCCCUGCCCGAAGGGAUGCCUCACCAGGAGCAGGCAGACUCCAGUGUCGCAGCUUUCCCUCCGGAUACGUUGGGGCAUGGUCAGGCUCAUGCCAGGACCCCAGGAGGAGAUGCUGUGGGUGCCAAGGGGAAGCUGCUGGCAGGAGAUGGCCAAGCACUGCUGGCCCACCAUGGGCAGCAGCAUCCCCAAGGUGCCCUGUGGGGCAAGGGGAGAGAGAUGGGCUGGAGGCUGGAGCCCAGCAGCAUAGAGCUCUACAGCUGGUAA
Messenger RNA from Strigops habroptila (Kakapo), 1719 nucleotides. It is a transcript of the gene ACD, whose product is annotated as ACD shelterin complex subunit and telomerase recruitment factor. NCBI's taxonomy places the organism in Eukaryota, Metazoa, Chordata, Aves, Psittaciformes, Psittacidae. Gene Ontology annotation, cellular component: shelterin complex. The record is from RefSeq and is a predicted model, not a curated record. Gene Ontology annotation, biological process: telomere capping. Bases 1 to 1719 code for a protein of 572 amino acids. The transcript has 13 exons.